CCGCCCCACCGCGCCGCCCUGCCCCGCCGCACCAUGCUGCUCGCCCGGGCCCUGCGCGCCGCCGCCGCCCUGCGCCCGCCGCCCGGCCGCCUCUUCUCCUCCUUCUCCUCCUCCUCCUCUCCCCGCACCCUCCUGCCGCCGCCCGGCGCCACGCCGCCCCCGGUGCGCUCCCUCUGGCAGCUGGGCGGCGGCGGGUGGCGGACGGCGCUGCUCCGCCCGCGGCGGGGCUCGGCCGGCGGCGUCUCCUGCGGCUGCGGCGGCCUCCACACCGAGGGCGACAAAGCCUUCGCGCAGUUCCUGACGGACGAGAUCAAGGAGGAGAAGAAGAUCCAGAAGCACAAGUCGCUGCCCAAGGUGUCCGGCGGCUGGGAGCUGGAGGUGCACGGUACCGAGGCCAAGCUGGUGCGGAAGGUCGCCGGGGAGAAGGUAACGGUCACGUUCAACAUCAACAAUAGCAUUCCACCCUCGCUUGAUGAUGAAACACAAGAAGAGCAGAAACCUGAUCAGCAGGAGCCUGAUCUUACAUCAACUCCAAACUUUGUCGUGGAAGUAAUAAAAGAUGAUACAAAACAGACCCUUGUUCUUGACUGCCAUUUUCCCGAAGACGAGGUUGGCCAUGAAGGAGAGGAGGAAAGUGAUAUUUUCACAAUUCGGGAGGUCAGUUUCCAGCCCACUGGGGAAGCGGAUUGGAAGGACACCAACUACACUCUCAAUACAGAUUCCCUUGACUGGGCUCUGUAUGAUCAUUUAAUGGAUUUCCUGGCUGAUCGAGGAGUGGACAACACCUUUGCUGAUGAGUUAAUAGAGCUCAGCACUGCACUGGAGCACCAGGAGUACAUUAAAUUCCUUGAAGACCUUAAAAGCUUUGUCAAAUGUCAGUAGGUUAGGCUAGGAAACUUAUCUUCAAGUGUGCAUAUUCCACAGCGCUGCUCCAGCCAGCAAUACCCAAAUAUAUCUUUACAGCAGACACAGAGAGUGAGUAACUUUGGAGAACAGAAGAAUGAGGAUUCUCACUUGUAUAUGGGGGUUUGUAUUUAUGUUGCAGCCCCGAUCAAGAUCUCUGACAUCCUGGUUUGGAAUUGCCUCACCCUGCCUGGUGGGUUUUGUACAAUUAAUGAAUGUGAAGAAUAAAAUCUGUUCAACAUA
Messenger RNA from Falco peregrinus (peregrine falcon), 1146 nucleotides. RefSeq names its product complement C1q binding protein (gene C1QBP). Bases 34 to 882 code for a protein of 282 amino acids. The transcript is spliced from 6 exons. Gene Ontology annotation, biological process: cytosolic ribosome assembly. The record is from RefSeq and is a predicted model, not a curated record. Lineage: Eukaryota; Metazoa; Chordata; Aves; Falconiformes; Falconidae. Gene Ontology annotation, cellular component: mitochondrial matrix.